AUGGCCGUGCCCAGCGUCACCAGCGACAACUUUCUCGCCGUCGCCCUCGUCGUCAACCGCUCCCGCGACGGCCCGGCCUUUGUCUUCCACUACCCUGCCCAUGUCCAGCCCGCCUCCGGAUCCGGCCCCGCCCCUGGCGCUGAGCUCGAGGACAUCAUCCUCGAGCGCCUCUCCCAGCAGGGCUACCAGGACGUCGCCGACGACGACGCCUCUCUGCCCAAGCAGGCCCGCAACCCAGAUGACCACUUUGUCACCGAGUCUGGCACCCAGAUUGUCCCCUGGGAGCGUGUUGCUGGCUUCCCCGCCCGUGAUCUCGCUGGCAUCUUGACACCCGCCCGCCCCUAUCACAAGCGCCUCUUCCAGCUGUCCCUGGAUCCCCUCUACUGCGUCUCCUAUCCCAUCCACGUCCCUGAGAAUGGAAAGUGGAAGAAGCCCAAGAAGACGGCUCGCUCCAAGAAGCUCUCCACAUAUACCGAUGACCCUGCUGGCCUUCACGAAAUUGACCCCCUGGCUCCUGGAAAAGCGCCAGAGCAGCCCGUUGAGGAGAAGGAGGUUAAGAAGGAAGAGGGCAAGGACAAGGACGAUGAGAAGCGCAGUUCCAUGACCAUGUUUAACCUCGUCUUUAUCCUCAAUCCCAGCAGUAACGAGGUCAAGGAUGUUGUUGAGACCCUCUACGACCACAUCAUCAAAAAAGUCAGCAAGGUUUUUAAGUAUAGCCAGCAGCAUAGCGAGUUCGUCUGGAAGGAAUCAAAGCGAAUUCUCGUUGCCAAGGAUAAAGCACGAGAAGAGCGUAAAAAGAUGAGUGUGUUAUGGAGGGAAAUCAUACAGAGCUCAUCCCUAGCUGCCGCCAUGCACGACAUUUACGAGGCAGUAUCGCAGAACAAGAUCGCGGCUCUCCAUCUAGAUACUGCAGCUGGCGCCCUUACCCCUUCGGUUCAGAUCCCUGUUCCGUUCUACAUCGAUGAUCUUCCCCAAGGCGAAGAAGGGACACAGCGCGGCCUAUGGCUCACCACAGCAAACACCUUUAUCAGCCAGGAUGCCCUCGAGGAACCCGGUUUCCUAGACCGCAAUUUUGCACUAUUACUUACAGAUGACGAGAAGAAGAUCAUUUCUGAGCUUCAGGCCGACCCAGAUCCGACAACGGCUUCCGUAGUCGAGUUUGUGCGCUUAUCUAAACCUACACAAUCUUUCUAUCAAGUUGGCCAGAGCAAUAUUCUCACUUUGGGCCAAGUUCGUAAAUAUGCACAGCACUUCAUCUUCUGGCGUCGAGCCAUCGCCAUUCCCCCUCUACACGCCAAGGACCAGUACAUCCUCUCCCCAAAUUGUGAUCUCUCCCGUCUCUCCCUCGACACCCUCGAGUGGCAGCGAGCUUUCCCUCUUGCUCCGCCCCUCCCCAAUUUCCUCGCCGAGCUCUCCCAGACCCCUCGUCCCUAUAAACAAUUCUCCCCCAGCAAGGCCCACCGGCCCACCUACCUCCUCAUGCUGGCCUGGCUCAUGCGUCGUGGCUGGGUCACCCAGCUUUGUACCUUUGCCUACGUCGUAGUCUGGCCAGAGAUCCUCUACGAGGUUGAGUACGAGAUGGAGGCUGAGGAGAUCCGUGCCGCCGCCGAUGUCGAUUCGAAAUCUGGCUCCUCCACCGCCGCUCCAGGGGUGCCCCGCACCUCCGAGUCCUCCGAAGACCACUCCGGAACCGACGGCUCCCAUGUCCCCACCGUCGCCGAGCAGGCCGCCGAGAAAGCCCGGCUCGAGCGUAUCGCAUCCAAGGCCCAGCGGGAUGCUGCAGAAAAGGCUACUGCCCAUGCCCGAAAGGUCGUUCCCAUCGUCACGGCUCACCCCUCAGUCAACGACCACCCUCAUCUAGCCGGCCUCACACCGCACAUCAUCCUUGAUGCCAAAAAGGCCACCGGCAAGGAGUCGCGCUACCUUUCUGCUAUUGCGCGCCGUUUCAAUGACGAGAAGCUGGCAAACAGCUGGCAAGUCAUGUGCAAGUAUUUCGAUGGCCGUUGCGCCCUCGAGCGCAUAGCUCUGCAGGAGGACAUGAAGCGCAAGCUGGUCUGGAACACCCUGACGGCCAUGAGCGAGUAUCUCCUCUGCACCCGUCACUGGUGA
Molecule: messenger RNA, 2109 nt
Organism: Fusarium keratoplasticum
Lineage: Eukaryota; Fungi; Ascomycota; Sordariomycetes; Hypocreales; Nectriaceae
Product: Nitrogen permease regulator 3
Exons: 3
Coding region: 1-2109 (702 amino acids)
Biological process (GO): cellular response to amino acid starvation; negative regulation of TORC1 signaling; positive regulation of autophagy
Cellular component (GO): GATOR1 complex
Source: RefSeq, a predicted model, not a curated record